AUGAAACAGGACAAUGCUAGCAUAUUCGUUUGACAUGGUUGUUUUUCUGUGAUUUACCAAAAACUCAAAGGCCUUGAUCGAAUUAACCAACAAACUUAGCAAACACAAAUUAACGAAACCUUUGAUUCCAGUUAACCGGAAUCAAACCCCCGUGAUUCAACUGCAACAGAAGCGGAGUGGAGAAAGUGGAAACCCAAGAAAUUAAUAAUAAUUUAUAAUUUUUAAAAAAUCAAAUAAAUCAAUUUCUUGUUAUCCAAAUUUUUUGUUUCAUGCUACUCUCUACUAUUUCGUAUAUAUGCUCGUAACUUACAAACACAAGGUAGCGUAGCUAGUCAUGGCUCUUCCCCUUGGCAAGUUAACUAUACUCGUCGGUGCAGGUAUUGUUGGCUCUAUUCUUGUGAAAGAAGGGCGCAUGUCAAAUGUUUCUGAUUUUUUCUCUGGUGCUUUGAAGUUUGCUUUUCGGCAAUUGAAACAUGAUGAUUCUACUCCAUCAGUAAACAAGCCACGCAAUGACUAUUUGAUGGCUCAGGUUAGCAGCCUAAGGCAGGAGCUGCAAAUCUUGGCAUCAAACAGACCAAUUACGAUUGUAACUGGACGUGGAACAGGUACCAGUAAAUACAGCAUAAUCAUUGUUGUUGUAGUAGUUGGAUAUGGCUAUGUUUGGUGGAAGGGUUGGAGACUUCCUGAUAUGAUGUUUGCAACAAGGCGUAGUUUAUCUGAUGCACGUGAUGCCAUAGCCAAGCAGCUUGAGAGUGUUUACUCGUCAAUCUCGGCUACCAGACGACAUCUAUCCACAAGAAUUGAAGGUGUGGAUAAACAUCUGGAUGAAAUUGCAGAUAUUACUACUACUACACAAGACGAGGUUUCUCUGCUACAAGAUAAAUCGAAGAUGCUAAACAGCAAUGUUCAAUCUGUUCGUUAUGUAGUUCAAACUCUGGAAAGUAAGAUUAACAGAUUAGAAGGAAAACAGGAUAUGACAAAUGAAGGAGUAAACUGUCUGUGUGAUUAUGCCCAGACCAUGGAAUGGAAUAGAUCCGCUGAUCGUAUUCAGGCAUCACCGGAUAGUUCCUCCAGGCCAGCUCUUGAAGCACCAAUGAAAACACCAUCAAGGACUGGGUCUUUGCCUCCCAUGUUACCAGUAGAAUCGCCAUCUUUCGACUCCAAUGGAACUCAUAAGGAGUGGGAGAUUGAGACCAUUAGAGCUUGGUGGAAGAGUUUAGGCUAGUGGUGCCUUCUCAGUUUGGGAGAUUAGCAGAGUAGAAGGUUGUUCUCUGUUAAUGGAGCUUUCCAUGGAGCUGGAAAAUGAGUGUUUGCCAUUGAAGGAGGCCAGAGAAGUAAGUGGGAGAUUUGAGGUGGGUUGGUUUGGGUCUGAAGACUGAAAAGGAGAGUGUGUAGGAGAGGGAGAUCUUGAAGUUUAGGCCAAUUCAUGGCUCUGGGAACUGGAGUGUUUACCAGUGGUUGCCGUUGUUUGGCCAUUGGAUUUUGGUGGUUGCGUGGCAUGGGUUUUGAAGGGAAGGUCUGUUGAGGUUUUGAAGGGUUGAGGAUAAACCAGGAAAUUGUCAUCUUCUUUUCAGAAUAGGAAGACAAUUUCUGUUUUUCAAGGUUUUUUUUUUUUUUCGUUGACUUAGUCAUUUCCAUUGCACCAAAUUUUCAGUUUUCCGAGCACCAGAAAAUGAGAAAAUGGACUUUUGGAAGCUCAUUUUUUGCCCAAAAAAAAAAAAAAGAUCUUAUUUUUGGUAAGGAACAAUAGGGGAUUCUGUUCUCUGGCUUUUCUUAUAUCUUUUACUCAACCACAAGACAAAUACUUUAUCAAUUUUUACAGUAGAUGUUAAUGAUUUUUGUCAUGUUUAUCUUGCAUGCAUGGAGAAAUUUGGUUCCACGGGAUAUUUUUUAAAUUAUCUUAGGAGACUUCUUUGUUAAGCCAAAUUGGUCCUCAGGACCUGCAUAAAGAAAGAAAUCAUGGCUUCAGUCCAAAUGCUUGAUCUAAAACAUUUUUGUCCCCUUUAUUAAA
This is a messenger RNA of Durio zibethinus, 2011 nucleotides long. The record is from RefSeq and is a predicted model, not a curated record. NCBI's taxonomy places the organism in Eukaryota, Viridiplantae, Streptophyta, Magnoliopsida, Malvales, Malvaceae.